UAACUAGACCUGGGCUGGGAGCGAAGAAGAAGGGCCGCCGGAGUUCGUUCGGAAGGAAAGUGGGAUGGUGAGGAGCAGUCGGCGCUGUUGAGAGCUGAGAGUAGUCGAGGCACAGCGCAGCCAGUUGGUCGUCCGGUGUGCUCGGUGCAGGCAGGACACAAACAAACGUCAGACCCGCAGUCAGUCAGUCAAAGAGUCAUUUUCAGUUUGAGAGGCACACCGGCUGCUGCACUUCAGCAAAGAUGACGUACCUCGACCUGACGGUGCCCAACUACUCGUACGUGUUCAACUUUGAGGAGGAGUUCGUGCACCAGGACACGCGCGUGUGGAUGAUUGAGAACUGGAAGAAUGGCUUCUACUACGUCGGCAUCUACAUGAUCCUCAUUUUCGGCGGGCAGCACUACAUGCAGAGUCGGCCGCGCUUCCAGCUCAGGGGUGUGCUCGUCAUGUGGAACACCGCCCUGGCCUGCUUCAGCAUCCUCGGCGCCUGCCGCACCCUGCCCGAACUUCUGCACACCCUCAAAAACCACGGCGUCUACCACUCGGUCUGCAUCCCUAGCUACAUCCUGUACGACAAGGUGAGCGGUUUCUGGACGUGGAUGUUCGUGCUGUCAAAACUUCCAGAACUGGGCGACACAGUGUUUAUCGUUUUACGCAAGCAGCCGCUCAUCUUCCUGCACUGGUACCACCACAUCACGGUGCUGCUGUACAGCUGGUUCUCGUACGCCGAGUACACGUCUUCGGCACGCUGGUACGUGGUCAUGAACUACCUGGUGCACUCGGUCAUGUACACGUACUACGCCCUGCGCGCCAUGGGCUACCGACCGCCCAAGCAAUUCGCCAUGUUCAUUACGGCGUCGCAGUUGUCGCAGAUGGUCGUCGGCUGCCUGGUCAACUACUGGGCGUACCAGUACCUGCAGAACGGCGACGAGUGUCACAUCAGCCUGACCAACAUAAAGCUCUCGUUCACCAUGUACCUGAGCUACGCGGUGCUGUUUGCCAGAUUCUUCCACAAGUCGUACCUUUCGGAACGCAAGGGCAACGCCCCUCCUCCGGCGCGUGUCCACUCGGCCCCGGCCGCGACCAAGUACGACAAGACGACCAACGGCCACCAGUACGGCCUGCUCACCGGCCAGCAGCGCACCAAGGUGGAGUGAAGGACGCCCGUGACCGCUCAUCCCGACCCUUCUCCUCAAGGCCGAAUUGCAUUUCUCACUCUGGGAGCCACUCGGAUGGACUAACGACAGGCAGGAAACACAAAACCAACUAACAUUUCCAAAUCUCUGAGAAUUUCAAUGCAAAAAGUCUUUGAAGAAUUUUUUUUUCAAAAGUCUACAAACUCUUGUCUGAGUUUAGAUUUUUUUUAAAUUUCGUUUAACAUUACGUCUUUGGUUCAACGAGUGGCCCCCUGACUGACGCAUCCAAAAGUUUGGGCACAAAGCCAUCAUGUAUUUUGUCUUGAAGAUCUUUUGUGCGAACAUUCCCUCAAAUAUGACAAUUAUUAUUGUUGAUUAAUUCGCCAUCAUUACCUUUUAAAAUGGCUUUCUCUGCGGAAACUACAAGAAUUUUGCAUAACCACCGCCGUCAAAAACAAUCACUCCCUCCGCCUGAUUCUGAUUCGAUUCCCGCCUCGGCGCAGUCAAAAUUUGCGUUUGUUCGGAUGCUGCACAAACGAAAUGACCCCGUUCUCGCCGCGCGUGCUAGAGAGAGCCUCCGCGAUAUUUGCAUAUUCGGCCCCUCGGAGGGACUGUUCGGCCCAGCCAUCUUCCGUUUGACUCCCUUCCCAGCCUCCUCCCUUCCAGAGUCGGGCUUGCGUAACAAAAAGUCGUCAUUUAUUUGUUUUUGUUUGUCUGCGUGAGUGAAUGAGAGUGUUCUUAAUUUAAAACAAGCGUAUAGAGAUUAGACGUAUGUGUAACUUAACGAGAGAGAGCGAGGGGUAAUUUUUCGGCCUUGUCGACUAUUUCUGGUUCCUUUCAGCACCGAUAAAAAUGAAAAGUUGUUUGGAAGGAAAAGCACAAAAACCGGUGGUUCGAUCGAUUUUUGUUUUUAGUUUUUAUGUUGAUAACAAAAAACCUCAAUUUGCAUUCCAAAUCGAGACAAAGUUAAAAAUUUAAAGGGGGAUUUGCUGUCCGUAGAGUAUACUUUUGAGACUGUGAUGAUUUUGAGGCGCGACGAUUGACAUUUACGAGCUGGCUCCGAAACUAAACUGUAGUAUAAAAGCUCAGGCGAUAAACUGAAGUGUGCGAAAUGUGCGCUCGCGGGAGCCGCUGGUGGUUUCCGCAAUUUCUUUUUCUUUCGUGUAAUUUUUCGUUGUUGCCUUUCUUUGCAUUGAAUUAAGCGCAGAUAAUUCGAGUUGAAAUUUAAAAUUUAAGAAAGUAAAAAAAAAGCAUUGAGGCACACUCACUUUGAGAGAGCGUGGGAGUUCUUCAGAGCAGCAUUUACUACAACGCAUCAUUCAGAUUGACCUUUGACUUGCUGGUCAACAUCCGUAGUCCUGCUAGAUACGCGCGCUUUAGACAGUUCGUAGCUUAGGAUCCGUGCAUGUGUACUUUACCGAAAAGUACUUGAAUUAAUUAUUAAUAAAUUAAUUAAUGAAAAUCUAAUCGCUACUCGACAGCCUUUUAAUUUAACUAAGUGCGACUCUGUGUAUAUGCUAUGCAUACAGCGAUUGGUCUGCUUUGAUUGGAAUUUGUGGAGAGAAAAAAUCAGUUUGUAAACUCGCUACGUCGAUUAAGGACUCCAGUCCCUUUUGUUGUCAGCUUCUGUGAUUAGUUUUCUCGUCGAUUCGUUGACUCGAUCGACGCAUUUUGUCUUUUCUUGCAGUUUUGUUGAAAGUUGAACGUUUGGGGUGGAUGGAAAAAGAGGCUUUUCGGGCCCAAGCACACUUUUUAAUGUCAAAGUUCAACCCAACGGUGUCAGGAUCAGAGAGACGUUAUGUUAUCAUUCAGUCCUUUUUUCCAUCCAGCCUGUCUUUUAAUUCCGAUAUUCUUCAGUUGACGACGAGAAACCAGCAGGCAUUUUUGAGACUUACACUUUUCUCAAUUUGCAUUUUAGCGUUUAAGGAACUUCUAUACUGUUAUUGUGUAACACGAAAUCGAGCACUAUCCGGUCGUCGUAUGUAACCACAUUAUAAAAUGUAAUUCCUGUCUGUACAUAAGUGAAUGAGGUAAAAAAUAAAUCACGGCUGCCAAAUUAUACCAUGCUUCACCAAGAAAAUAAAGAAAGUUUGAAAAUUGAUCUUGAAA
This is a messenger RNA of Neocloeon triangulifer, 3245 nucleotides long. RefSeq names its product elongation of very long chain fatty acids protein 6 (gene Baldspot). Gene Ontology annotation, biological process: sphingolipid biosynthetic process; fatty acid elongation, saturated fatty acid; fatty acid elongation, polyunsaturated fatty acid. Gene Ontology annotation, molecular function: fatty acid elongase activity. The record is from RefSeq and is a predicted model, not a curated record. The coding region runs from base 243 to 1157 and encodes 304 amino acids. NCBI's taxonomy places the organism in Eukaryota, Metazoa, Arthropoda, Insecta, Ephemeroptera, Baetidae. The transcript is spliced from 2 exons. Gene Ontology annotation, cellular component: endoplasmic reticulum membrane.